Messenger RNA from Myxozyma melibiosi, 1503 nucleotides. RefSeq lists its product as uncharacterized. The transcript has 3 exons. The record is from RefSeq and is a predicted model, not a curated record. Gene Ontology annotation, cellular component: membrane. Bases 83 to 1111 code for a protein of 342 amino acids. NCBI's taxonomy places the organism in Eukaryota, Fungi, Ascomycota, Lipomycetes, Lipomycetales, Lipomycetaceae.
CACCGCUUUCCUCUCUGCUUCCCCACCUUCCACCGUCUGGUUGCCAGUUCUCCCGCCUGUUUGCUGAUUCACUGAUCUAAACAUGAUAUCUACGUCGCGUAUUGCUGCCUUGAAGAAGAAGGAUCUCGUUGAUCUGGCCUCUCAACUUGGGGUGGAAACCGAUGGAUUUAAAACCGAUCUUGAGGGCCGGAUUGCUCGCGCCCUCUCUCAAAACAGCGAAAGAAUGAGAAAUGACGCGCGUUUCUCGCAGUUCUACAGAGUCACCUCGAGCCCUUACGCCCUCUCGCGCCCUAGAAAGUCGCUCGUGACCGUAUCUCCGGACAAAAAGCCUCUCAGUCCUCGCUCGCCAUUCACUUCAGUGCUGACCUCAAAAUCGACCCCGUCUCCUUCACCACUAUCGGCCUCAGAUAGUGAGGAAUCUUCUGAGUCUGGGGAGGAAGGAUCGCACUACUGGGCAGCGCUCAAGUCCAAAUUGUCGUCCUACUAUUCCUCAGCUGGUGACGCGGUCUCGACAUCAACUGAAUACUCCGUGACUACCGCGCAGCAAUCUGGACUCAAGCUGCGUGAGAAGGUUUCCUCCGUGGCCGCUAUUGACAAGCUUGUUGCUUUCUAUGAGCUGUUUCUCAUUGUGAAGGAGCAGUUCCCUUUGUCUUAUAAGGUUGAUUACAUUGCUAUUCCGUUCGCAGAUUACAAGUUGACUACACCAACUGUCCACCUUCCUGAGCCGUUUGCGGCCAGCACUUACAAGCCAGUGUGGGAGCCCUUUGUGUUUUGGGCUCUCUACUUUGUUGCUAUCCCGUUGGUCUUGUCAUUCUUCAUCAACUUCACCUCCAGCAAGUCAACCCCUGCUAAGGCGCGCCGCACCUUUGAUCCAGUGACGUUCAACAUUGUCAAGUUGCUUAGCGCCUAUCUCUUGUUUGUGAAGCUCAGCACUGUCACUGACAGCUUUGUCGCUGGAUCAACUGUUGUGACGGCCAGCCACCCUACUUCGUCGAAGGUGCCGUUCGCUGCCAGCGCUUCAUUGAUCUCCGCAGUGCUUGGCAAUAUCCCCUUCGUCGGAAGUGCGAUUGGCACGCUUGCGGCAAUCUACUCUGCCAUCUUGAUCAAAUAAGUCUCGACUAAAUCUUUAGGGGACGUCUCUGUACGAUAUUUUUGACGCGUGUGGUGUAACUUUAUUGUGCAAUUGUUCAUGGGCGAGAUGGGACAGGCAGGACAGUGAUAUGUUUACUUUAUUUCUUUCGACUUUUUUGUAUUUUUAUUGUGAGGGGCAACACGCUUUAAUAAUAAUCAGUGUUGUCUCUUUCUUGUCUGUUUUUCUCUGUUUUCGGAAGGCCGUGUUGUCAAACAUUAGGCCAAUGGGUUUUGGUGUAUAUUAUAGCGUGUUUCUACAUCGGUUGAGCGCUUUUGCGUGUCUCGCAUUGAGCCCAUGCACAAGAGAGCAUCAGUUGAUCAGUAACAAUAGUUUAAUUAAGAAUAUAGGACGUUUAUCUAAUAUCACAAGCC